AUGAUGAAUAAAGGCCAAGGUUUUGAAAACUAUGACGCGGUCCUUUCUAACCGUCUUGCGAGCCUCGAUCUUUAUAGUUGCGAAGAAGCCAGUAUGGAUAAUGAGUCUACUAGAGGUUAUCGCACAUUAGUUUACACCCCUCCGAUCGACGAUUAUUAUGAUGGUACUGAUAAAGAAACUCGAAAACCACCGCAAGAAUUCAAUGAGAAGAAUCCAAAAAAACCGAAAGUUACAAGCGAAGUCAAACGUACAAGACCCCGUCAUGCAGAUAUCAAAUGGAGCAUGGAGUGGAGGAAGAUCGAC
Molecule: messenger RNA, 303 nt
Organism: Ostertagia ostertagi
Lineage: Eukaryota; Metazoa; Nematoda; Chromadorea; Rhabditida; Trichostrongylidae
Source: the annotation of a GenBank genome assembly